This is a messenger RNA of Lathyrus oleraceus (garden pea), 1616 nucleotides long. RefSeq names its product probable sarcosine oxidase. The record is from RefSeq and is a predicted model, not a curated record. Gene Ontology annotation, molecular function: flavin adenine dinucleotide binding; sarcosine oxidase activity. The transcript is spliced from 2 exons. NCBI's taxonomy places the organism in Eukaryota, Viridiplantae, Streptophyta, Magnoliopsida, Fabales, Fabaceae. The coding region runs from base 183 to 1385 and encodes 400 amino acids.
AAAAUCCAAACAUUACUACUCCUAUUUAACUUUUUCAUUGUAAUUCCGAAUCGAAUACGAACACGUAAAGGCAAAAGAAAUGGCCAUCAUCAUGGCGACCUUGUUCAUCAAGAUUCCAUUUUGUGGUCACCACUAUUAAUCAAUCAUGCUGCCCACCAUUUACAGACCAACCCGAAACAAAAAUGGAGUCUUCUUCUAAUCCUGACUAUGACGUCAUCAUCAUCGGUGCUGGCGUCAUGGGAAGUUCCACCGCCUACUACGCCGCCAAAACCGGUCUCAAAACACUUUUACUAGAACAGUUCGAUUUCCUCCACCACCGUGGCUCCUCCCAUGGCGAAUCCCGCACCAUCCGUGCUACUUAUCCACAAAACCAUUACUACGGUUUGGUUAUCAAAUCGUACGAUCUAUGGCGAGAAGCUCAAGCUCAAGCAGGGUUUAAAGUCUACUACGAGGCUCGUCACUUUGACAUGGCUCCUUCCAACGAUCCAACUUUUGUUUCCGUCGUUCAAAACUGCCGAGAAAACAACGCCGAUUACCAACUCCUCCGCCGCGAACAAGUCGCGGAGAAAUUCUCCGGGAGAAUUGAUGUUCCGGAUGACUGGGCUGGUCUUUUAACAGAGCACGGUGGGGUGAUAAGAGCCGCGAAAGCGGUGACGAUGUUUCAGGCACUGGCGCGGAACCAUGGUGCUGUUUUGAAGGACAAUGUUGAGGUAAGGGAUAUCAAAAACGACGGUGGUGUUGUCGUUUUAGCUACCGCGAACGGUGAGAGUUUUCGCGGGAAGAAAUGUGUAGUAACGGUGGGAGCAUGGGCGAGUAAGUUAGUUGAAAAGAUUACCGGUGUUCAACUUCCGAUUCAGCCUCUGGAAACUCUUGUUUGUUAUUGGAGGAUAAAGGAAGGAUAUGAAGGGAAAUUCUCAAUUUGGGGCGAGUUUCCGACGUUUGCUAGCUUGGGUAGGGUUUGUUUGUAUGGAUCUCCGAGUUUGGAGUAUCCGGGGUUGAUUAAAGUUGCGGUUCAUAGCGGUAACCCGUGUGAUCCGGAUAAGAGACCGUGGGGUUCUGGUGUGAUGAUGGAUGAGAUGAAAGAGUGGAUUGAAGGGAGAUUUUGUGGGUUGGUUGAUUCAACCGAGCCUGUGAUGAAACAGUCUUGUAUGUAUUCAAUGACACCGGAUGAGGAUUUUGUGAUUGAUUUCUUGGGUGGUGAGUUUGGGAAGAAUGUGGUUUUGGGUGCAGGGUUUUCGGGUCACGGGUUUAAGAUGGCUCCGGUUAUUGGGAAGAUAUUGACUGAGCUUGCGGUGGAAGGGGAAACUAAUGAAGUUGAUUUGAAGCAUUUUAGGAUUGGAAGAUUCAAUGUGAGAAGGUUAAGAAUGCUUACAGAGGAUGUUUGAAGACGAGGAUGUUUGAAGACUUUUUACUAUUGUUUUGUAGAUCUAAUAUUUUGUUUAGUAUUGAGAGUGAUUGUAAUCUCUAGUACUCAGUCUGAAUGUGUAUCGACAAUAUGUGAUAUGUUGUAAGUUAUGUUAUUAGUUUCUUCUAUAAUUUACAAUUUUGAAUGUUAAAAGAAAGUGCUCAGACUAUUAUUUCUAGACAAAUAUAGUUUGAGUAUUACAAUUAGUUUA